Phragmites australis (common reed) is the source of this 2115-nucleotide messenger RNA. Its product is annotated as scarecrow-like protein 23. The transcript has a single exon. Gene Ontology annotation, molecular function: sequence-specific DNA binding; DNA-binding transcription factor activity. Gene Ontology annotation, biological process: regulation of DNA-templated transcription. Gene Ontology annotation, cellular component: nucleus. The record is from RefSeq and is a predicted model, not a curated record. The coding region runs from base 451 to 1875 and encodes 474 amino acids. Lineage: Eukaryota; Viridiplantae; Streptophyta; Magnoliopsida; Poales; Poaceae.
AUCCACAGAGUACAUAACUAGUGUCUAAACAUUUCUAUCACACAUUGUUAACACUAUCUGUGAGCAAUGUUUCCGAGCAAGACCAGGCAGUGGUGGCGCCGGUGGACAGAAAAAUCCUUGAGCAUACAACAGAGAGGCAGCCAACCCUCCACCGGCAUAUCCUAUCCUUAGAAUCCAAGGGCACGGCAGGGAACAAGCCAAAACGACCGGGCAGCAAAUGGAAGCAUUUCUUGCAUCCAAAGCUACACGCUAUAUGCCCUCUUCUCCCUCUUGCCAAGAUCUCCUAUAGCUAGAUCCCUUUGAUGGCAUAUAUAUAGCCCUUGCUGUGGCCUAGACCCAUUCCUUCCUCCCCUCCGAUCCCCACUCCGCCGUCGCCAUUGCCGUGUGACGGCUCGGGGACAAAUGCUGUGUGUUGUUUAGAUCUCUUGGAGAGGUUCUUUGGGGGUGCACAUGAACCUGACGUUGAGCCUGGGCAUCAGUGGCGGCACGGCCAAGAAACGCAAGGUGCGGGACGGCGUUGUUGAUGAUGUCGGCGAUGGCGGAGAUCGCGGCAGGGUCAUGAGGCUUCUCCAGGCGAGGGAACGGAUGAUGGCCAGGCUGGAGUUCGACGAUCCCAGGGCGGCGCCCGACGAUGAUGGUGCCAGCGGCGGCGGCGGCCUGCGGCUCAUGCAUUUGCUCCUCUCGUCGGUGGCCGCGGGGGAGGCCGGCGACGCGCAGGCGGCAGCCGCGGCCCUGCAGGAGGUCUACCGGCACGCGUCGUUCGGCGGCGGGGACCCCGCGCAGCGGGUCGCGGCCUACUUCGCGGACGCGUUGGCUUCGAGGCUAUUCCGGUCGCCGGUGGCAGCCUCGCCGCCGACGUCGCGCACCGAGCUGCUCCUGGCGUACACCAUGUUCUACCAGGCGUCCCCGUUCUACCAGUUCGCGCACUUCACGGCGAACCAGGUGAUCGUGGAGGCGUUCGAGGAUGGCGGCCGGCGGCGCCUCCAUGUCGUCGAUUUCGACGUGUCGUACGGCUUCCAGUGGCCUUCCCUGAUCCAGUCCCUGUCGGACGCCGCCGGCACGAGCACGAGCAGCUCCCACGAGAUCGGCGACUGUGACGAGCGGGUAUCCCUGCGGAUCACCGGCUUCGGCACGAGCGCCGACGAGCUGCGGCAAACCGAGGCGCGGCUGACGCGCUUUGCGAGCGGCUGCCCCAACCUACUGUUCGAGUUCGAGGGCGUCUUGAACGGACCAAACAGCGUCCGCCAUGACCGCAUCAAGACCGACGACGCGACGGUGGUCGUCAACCUGGUGUUCCCGGCCGCACAGAACUCUAGGACGAGCUCAAGAGAAGCGUGCAGCGCAUUGGCUCGCAUCGACUCCCUGAACCCGUCCUUGGUUUUCUUGGUAGAGAAAGACGAAGGCGGUUGCAGCGGCCUAACCGGAGGCAAUGCCACGUCGAGACGACGCUCAAGCUUGCUACCGCGGUUCACGGCCACCCUUCGGUACUUCGCCGCGGUGUUCGACUCGCUGCACGAGUGUCUCCCCGCCGACAGCACCGAGAGGCUCGCAAUCGAGAGGGAUCACCUCGGAAGGGAGAUCAGCAACGCGAUGGCUCCUUUAGAUCGUCACCGCGGCGAUGACCACAUGGCAGCUGAGUCUAGUGGCAGUGCUAGUUGGAAGGAGACGAUGGAGAGCGCGGGGUUUGAGGUGGUGAAGCUGAGCUCAAGAACGGUGAGCCAGGCGAAGCUGCUGCUCAAGAUGAAGAGCGGGUGCGGCGGCGGCGACGGAGGGUUCCGGGUCAUCGAGGGCGACGGCGGCAGGGCGAUGUCGCUGGGGUGGCGAGACAGUGCUCUGCUCACCGCGACGGGGUGGCAGCGCCGGCCACGCGGGUGAUCCAUCGAUCAACAAGACAUUCGAUUAGUUGUACAUACAGUGGGAAGGCUACGAUCGAUCUCAAUUCAUCCGAUAAAUUCAACUUCAUCUUCUUGGUUUGUUCAUUGGUUCUUUGUUGAGAGAGAUAGGGAGAGACUUCUGUUGUUAGUUGUUCUUGGUUUCCUUUACGUUUGAUAUAUAAAUUUGUAACUUGUAUAAUUACCGUAUGAGACUGAAAUCACAUGCAUGGAACCGAAAAAG